AUGUUCAUUUCAGAUGGGUACCUUCAGAGUCUAACCUCUGUACCUUACACCCUCUUUAGUAUUACGUUACCGUGGUUCUUUUUGGUAUUGUAUGUGGUUUACUAUUACAUUAAACGACCACGUGAGUUCUCCACCACCGCAAUUGCACCUUUUCUACUUUUUAUGGAUUAUUUAACAGAUGGGGCAACUGCGGGGUAUGAUAAACCUCUUAUGAAUCUUUUUCAUCCAGAGUUAAUCGGAAAUUAUGUGGAUAGGGGUUUACUACGGGCAAUGGUGCGAUGUCUGUGUAAACGUGUUGGAAAGGUCGUUCACAUUCCACGUGAUACUGCCAUGAUGAAGAGCCGAGGGAAUAACGUGAAUUUCAUUGCACUUGUGGAUUUUCAAUACGCUAAACAAGUAAAAUGCCGCAUUUCAUGGACCUGGCGUCCAACAGGAAAUAUGCUGCACACAAAGAAUGGACCUAUACGACCUUUUUAUGUGACUGGGUUUCGUGUGGAGCCGGCGGGAGGAAAAGAAUUUGAUGUUGUGGAGUUUCUGCGCACAGAUGACUUUGUGCCGUUUGCAGAGAGUUUUGUGGAGCGAUUGUUUGAGCGCCCACCAAAAGCCGCUGUGGAGAUGAUGGUGCCAGCACUGCAGGAACGAUAUGUGAAUGACUUGGAUAAACUGCAGCGGAGUAUUCAACAUGUAUGCGGAACCACAGAGAAAACAGCAGGGGAGCCAAAUAUCACUCUUGUGGGGGAAUCCAUACUCCGUGCGAGUACCUCAGCGAAUACCGCCGCUGCUGCCGAAACUGAUGGGAAUAAUCGUGGAGAGGGAAAUACGGCGGAAGAUACUAAUACUAAUACUAAUACUUCUUCUUCUUCUACUAAAGCCAAUACUCCAAGUGGCGGUGAUGCCAAGGGAUCUGCUAUACAAGGAAUUGAAUUCCGUUUCUUUGUAAAUGGUAUCAGUCAACGCGAGAUGGAAGUGACUGUGGCGGUUGUGUUUGCCGGGCUUCGAUGUUAUGUGAACCGCUAUGAAGUGCGUGCACUCCCAGACACACGCACGCAGGUGGUGUUGGACCAUGAUACAGGGGAAAAGACUAUUGUGGCGUGA
This is a messenger RNA of Trypanosoma theileri, 1095 nucleotides long. RefSeq lists its product as uncharacterized. The coding region runs from base 1 to 1095 and encodes 364 amino acids. The transcript has a single exon. NCBI's taxonomy places the organism in Eukaryota, Euglenozoa, Kinetoplastea, Trypanosomatida, Trypanosomatidae. The record is from RefSeq and is a predicted model, not a curated record.